Molecule: messenger RNA, 1448 nt
Organism: Hippoglossus stenolepis (Pacific halibut)
Lineage: Eukaryota; Metazoa; Chordata; Actinopteri; Pleuronectiformes; Pleuronectidae
Product: nuclear receptor-interacting protein 3
Exons: 7
Coding region: 85-807 (240 amino acids)
Biological process (GO): proteolysis
Molecular function (GO): aspartic-type endopeptidase activity
Source: RefSeq, a predicted model, not a curated record
GACUGCAGUGAGUCACCAUAUGUCAACAGUGUGGGGGACACGACAGACUCUCUCCGCCUCGGUCUGACUCAUAUAGCCGCCGUCAUGUUCACAGGGAUGCGGGAGGAGGAGCAGGAGGACGCUGCGGCUCUGAGGCAGCAGAGGAGACUGAAACAGGCGAUCAGGUUCCUGCACAAAGACUCUGCUGAUCUGCUGCCUCUCGAUGGACUCAAGAUGCUCGGCACUUCUAAACAAGGGCAGCCGCACCAUAUCCUUCAGAAGCGCCUGCUGGAGUCCAAGCUUUCCCGAGAAAGGAUAAACAUGUGCGGAGUGACGGUGAACAACGGAGGGGUCCUCCUGAGCUGCAGUCCUUUAAAUCCACGGGAAGACGAGGAAGAAGAGAGGGAAUAUUUGAUUUAUGUGCAAUGUAAGUGUGUAGGACAGGAGGUGAAUGUGCUGAUCGACACAGGCUGCAGACUGAACCUGAUGUCCUCGCUGACUGUGGAGAGAUUAGGUUUGAAAGAGCUGGUGGAGGAGAACAAAGAGGAGAUGGAUGGGUUUCCAUUUCAGAGCAAACUCUACAUCGACGGCCACAUCAAGGGGCUCAGUCUGACCAUCGGACAACUCAGGAUAAUGUGCUCAUUUGCCAUACUUGAAAGUGACAGGCCACUGAUGUCGCUGGGAAACAAGACACUUAAGUCACUAAAGUGUGUAAUUGACACUGAAAAGCAGAUGUUGGUGUUUGGGACAGCUGUGAGGGAGCAAGUUCCAUUUGUUAAAAGGCCAUUCAGAGAAAGCAGCUCCUCUGACUUCAGAGACCUGGGAUAGUGAUCUUCUCACCACCAACACACAAAGUGACCAAAAGCAAUAGAAAUACUCUUUACUCUUAUAACUAGACCAUUAGGUUAUUAGGGGAAAUUCAGAUUUCUCACCUUAUACAUUCUCACUUUCUCUCUGCCCAUUUCCUCAAUGCAGUCAUGGGUCAUUGGUGAGGUCACGUUACCAUAAAGGCAGCGGUUAACACAGCAAGUUCCUCGUGUAGCACCGACAAUAAAUAGCAUCCUUGUAGCAUAUUAUAUUAUUUACUAUUGUGACUACAGUAGAAGUUGUAGUGCUGUAAACAUUAUAGUUAUAGGUUGUGAUAGAACUGUGAUCUAAAACUCUUAAUUAUAAUAAUAAUAAUAAUACAUUUUAUUUCAUGGCAUCUUUCUAAUCACCCGAUGAAACCUGACAAUACGUCAUACAUCUUGUAUUCUACAUUAUAUUUAUAUCUGAAAUCAGGCUCUGAGAAAAAGCUUUGCACAAUGUACUGCACACAGACCAACUGUUUAUCUACUGUAUUUUAUAAUGUUGUUGAUGUGUUUUCUAGUCUGAGACAUGUAUUUGCAUCGGGGUCACUGCCUGACAGUGACUCUUGUGACUUGUUUUAUCAUGUGACUGUCGUAAAGUAAAUCAAAUUAAAUCCCAAA